UUUCCGUGGCCAAAUAUUCCCUAGUGCUCAAGAUCACCACCCCCAUCUCCUCUCCAAAUUUCUAUAAAUUCCCCCCCACCCCUUCCUACGUUUCUUCACUCAGCUGCUAAUUCACAUUCUCUCUGUCCUUCCCAAGUUCCAAUCUUCAUGAAAAUGGCUCUUGCUGGAGUUUUCUUUUUGGUUUUCCUUGUAAUGGUCUCAUCUGUCAACGGUUAUGGUGGUGGUGGUGGCUGGAUUAAUGCUCAUGCGACCUUCUAUGGAGGUGGUGAUGCUUCUGGCACAAUGGGUGGUGCUUGUGGUUAUGGGAAUCUGUACAGCCAAGGGUAUGGGACGAACACUGCAGCAUUGAGCACUGCUUUGUUCAACAAUGGGUUGAGUUGUGGAUCUUGCUAUGAGAUUAGAUGUGUGAAUGACCCCAAAUGGUGCCUGCCUGGUUCCAUAGUGGUCACGGCCACUAAUUUCUGCCCUCCAAACAAUGCACUGCCUAACAAUGCAGGGGGCUGGUGCAACCCUCCUCAGCAGCACUUUGACCUCUCUCAGCCUGUCUUCCAGCACAUUGCUCAAUACAGAGCUGGAAUUGUUCCUGUGGCCUAUAGAAGGGUACCCUGUAGGAGGAGAGGAGGCAUACGAUUCACAAUCAAUGGCCACUCCUACUUCAACCUGGUUUUAAUCACCAACGUUGGGGGUGCUGGUGAUGUGCAUGCUGUAGCCAUCAAAGGGUCCAGAACAGGCUGGCAACCAAUGUCAAGAAACUGGGGCCAAAACUGGCAAAGCAACACUCUUCUGAAUGGACAAAGCGUCUCAUUUAAGGUCACAACCAGCGAUGGCCGUAGUGUGGUGUCCUACAACGUUGCUCCUCCUAACUGGUCCUUUGGGCAGACUUUCUCUGGUGCCCAAUUCCGCUAGGGCCCCCAUCCCACACAUGCCCUUGAGCCCUAGUUGCUAGGGGGGUAUCAGAAGUAAUAUUAGUGUGACUUUAAGGUAUAUAUUAUAUUAUGUAAUUUUAUAAUACUGUGUCUGAGAGGGUCAGUUCUUCGCCUCUUGGGUCAAAAUCUAUAGGGCUUAUUUUAAGUUGCCCUUUCUCUCAUUUUGAGGUAACAGUUGUCACUCUUGGAGGGGCGGUGUCCUACACUUGGAGGGAACUUUUUAUUUUAGUGUUGGGGGUCUUUUCAUUUUUCCUUCUGCCGUAAAAAGGCAGAAGAUGGCUGAGGUGGACUCUUACCACCCGCCACUAGCAUUUGAAUAUAUAUAUUUUUUCCCUAUUGGAAGCUCUUUUUUUGGCAUUAAUUUAGGGUCAUUGUAAUCAACUUUGGGUUGAAUCAUGCCCUUAGUUGCUAUGUUUAAAGUUGUAAAAUCUCAGUUUCUGUUAGUAAUGGAAGUGAAAAAUUUUAUAUAUUAUCUAUA
This is a messenger RNA of Hevea brasiliensis (rubber tree), 1404 nucleotides long. RefSeq names its product expansin-A1. Gene Ontology annotation, biological process: plant-type cell wall organization. Lineage: Eukaryota; Viridiplantae; Streptophyta; Magnoliopsida; Malpighiales; Euphorbiaceae. Gene Ontology annotation, cellular component: extracellular region. The transcript is spliced from 4 exons. The coding region runs from base 148 to 906 and encodes 252 amino acids. The record is from RefSeq and is a predicted model, not a curated record.